Molecule: messenger RNA, 708 nt
Organism: Enterobius vermicularis (human pinworm)
Lineage: Eukaryota; Metazoa; Nematoda; Chromadorea; Rhabditida; Oxyuridae
Source: the annotation of a GenBank genome assembly
AUGGUAAAGCUGUUUGUUGGUGGUCUGCCGGAAGGCGUAGAUUCAAUUCGGCUUCGUCAACUGUUCUCACAGUUUGUGCUUGUUAAUGAAUGUGAUGUUAUUAAGGAUUAUGCGUUUGUUCAUGUUGCUGAUGAGGAGGCUGCGCGUAUAGCUAUCGAGAAAUUAGAUGGUUACAUACUAGAAAAUAAAGCUAUAAACAUUCGGAGGUCGACCUCCAAAUUACGUAGAGAACCAGGUAUGGAUAAACGAUGUUAUCGUUGUGGUUCAUCUGAACAUAAAACUCCUCAGUGUCCUCAAGAUCCUGCUUUAAAAAGACCGAACGCUGGAGUAGUGACAGGUCCUGACCAAAAACGACUCGCACUUGAUCCACUGUACGUUUUUAAUAAGUGUCAAGCCAUGAAAAUUUCCGUUUUCUUAUUUGCCCGAACGUUUUCUAAAGUCACUGGAUUUAUUAGAUCACUUCUUGGGGUUGAUCUUAUACCAUUGUAUGAGCAAUAUUUGGAGUCUCGAACAAAGUAUUUUUAUUUCCGAGAACGUCUGAUGAAGGAGGUGAAAGUCAGAGCCCAGCUGGCCCCCUAUAAUCAACCGUCAACACUUCAGGCUCCCUAUGCUAGUGGUGUUUACAACGCUUACCAACCACAACCUCAAACAUAUUCACAACAGUACUGCUUUUCUGCCUUCGUGGUUUCUUUAGCGCUAAAAAUAUAA